UCCAUCAAUCCAAAAAACCCUAGGUAUAAAUUGCCCUCUGCUAUCGGAGUAUAUAGCCGAAGCUCAAGUUUUCAUCAUCUCUUACCUCAUAAAACCCUAAGAGGAGCAGAGCCCGCCGAGUGUCGGAUCCUUGAUCUCUGCACAUUAAUCACCAGAAAUGAAGAUUAUCGCUGCUUACUUGUUGGCCUGUUUGGGUGGCAACACCUCCCCCACAGCCGAUUACUUGAAGGAUGUCCUUGCCUCAGUGGGAGCUGAGGCUGAUGAUGAGAGAAUUGAAUUGCUGUUAUCUCAAGUUCAGGGCAAAGAUAUAACUGAACUAAUUGCUGCUGGAAGAGAAAAGUUGGCUUCAGUCCCAUCAGGUGGUGGAGCGGUUGCCGUUGCUGCACCUGCUGCUGGUGGAGGUGGCGGCACUGCACCCGCUGCUGCUGAAACAAAGAAAGAGGAGAAAGUCGAAGAGAAAGAGGAGUCCGACGAUGAAUUGGGCUUCGGUCUGUUCGACGACUAAGAACAGUUUUAGAUGUCCUUUUGUACGAAACACCUCUGCAACUUACAACACCAUGUUCAUUUUAGAAGAUUUUCCAUCUGUCUACGUUUUCGGCAUGAAUUUUUAGUUUUGGGUUUCAGAAUUUUAUUUCCUAAACUAGUUGAGGAAGACGUUGAAGAUAUAAUAUUCUUAAUUCGGAGUUUCUUUAUCUUAUAUUUUGUAUUGUUUUAGGUGUUCUACGUGAUUAAAUUCUUAGCACAGUAAGCUCUUGCAUCUUCUCGAGUAAAAGACGUGCUUAUUCGA
Molecule: messenger RNA, 787 nt
Organism: Olea europaea var. sylvestris
Lineage: Eukaryota; Viridiplantae; Streptophyta; Magnoliopsida; Lamiales; Oleaceae
Product: 60S acidic ribosomal protein P2B-like
Exons: 4
Coding region: 158-505 (115 amino acids)
Biological process (GO): cytoplasmic translational elongation
Cellular component (GO): cytosolic large ribosomal subunit; ribosome
Molecular function (GO): structural constituent of ribosome
Source: RefSeq, a predicted model, not a curated record